Cygnus olor (mute swan) is the source of this 3413-nucleotide messenger RNA. RefSeq names its product PHD finger protein 13 (gene PHF13). The transcript has 4 exons. The record is from RefSeq and is a predicted model, not a curated record. Gene Ontology annotation, biological process: mitotic chromosome condensation. Gene Ontology annotation, molecular function: chromatin binding. The coding region runs from base 135 to 1055 and encodes 306 amino acids. Lineage: Eukaryota; Metazoa; Chordata; Aves; Anseriformes; Anatidae.
CUGCUCCCGGCAGCCCCCGCGCGGGCGGCCGCCCCUUCGCCGCCUCCCGCCGGUACCGAGCGGUUCGCGGGGCUCGGCGCUGCCCCCCCACCCCCGCCCGGCCCCGCCGCCGCCGCCGCCCGCCCCGCGGGGCCAUGGACUCCGACUCGUGCGCCUCGCCGUUCGCCCCGGAGGACUUCUCCCCCGCGUCCCGGCGGCACCGCACCGUGGAGGACUUCAACAAGUUCUGCACCUUCGUCCUGGCCUACGCCGGCUACAUCCCGUACCCGCAGGAGGAAACGCCGCUGAGGAACAGUCCCAGCCCUCCCAACAGCACCGGAGGCACAAUCGACAGCGAUAGCUGGGAUCCCCGGUUCAACGACGUCCCCUCUUCUGUUUCCCUUCCUGCCAAGAACAGAAAGAACUUCAGUCAGCUGAAGCGAGCUAAACCCUACGGUUCCCUGUUCCAGCGGGCAAAGCCUGGCGGUUUCCUGCCAGAGCGAAAGCAAGUCGAUAAGAUCAGGAAGAAGAAAAAACUGAAGAGAAGGGAAAUGGAGGUGUCUGCGGAGGAAGACUACGAGGAAAAGCUGCUGGAGCUGGAGGCAGAGGACUCUUUUGUAGAGACGCCGAUGAGCCCCUCGUCUGAGGGCGACCCUCAGUCUGUGACGGAGCACAGCUCGGUGUGGGACUCUGACACGCCUUCCAGCGUCUCCUACCCUGCCGUGACGGCCGAGCAGACGGUGGAGAUACAGAGCGUGGGCAAGCGAACGGUCAUUCGUCAGGGCAAGCAGGUCGUCUUUCGGGAUGAGGACGGCACUGGUGAUGACGAGGACAUCAUGGUGGAUUCAGAUGAUGAUUCGUGGGACCUAGUCACUUGCUUCUGCAUGAAGCCUUUUGCCGGGCGGCCAAUGAUCGAGUGUAACGAGUGCCAUACCUGGAUCCACCUCUCGUGCGCCAAGAUCCGCAAGUCCAACGUCCCAGAGGUGUACAUAUGCCAGAAGUGCCGGGACUCCAAGUUUGACAUUCGCCGCUCAAACCGCUCCCGGACGGGCUCGCGCAGGCGCUUUCUGGACUAGGCAAGGGACGCGCGCUGGUGCGCUGCUUGGGUGGGCAGGCGAGCCGUGCAAAGCACAGGCGCCGGCCGGGAGCUGGGGAGAGCUCCCCCGGCCUGCUGCUGCUCGGGCUGAAGGGCCGCCCAGCCUGCCUGCGGCACCGGGGUGAGGUCUCACAAAGCUGUGGACGGCCGGGGCUGGAAGAAGCAGACUGGUCAGAACUGCUGCUGCGUACCGAUUAGCUCAAGGGACAGAUGAAGCUCUCUGGGUUCAGUGGGGUUUUGUCCAGUUACAGCUGUAGGUUGGAUGAUGUUUUGGGAAUGUAUAAUACCUUUGCUACAUAUUUUUUCUCAUCCCAUUGGGAAACUGCAAAACUUCUCUGUGCUAGGAAACUCCUCCUCUGAAGAGGGAGGAGGAGGAAGAGGGAAUCUGUGUGAAGAGUCUGAAAAGUAAAUGGCCACGUGUUUUAAUUUUAACGUAAUGUUACACCUGCCCAUUUGUCCGUCUAUAUCGAGCUCAGAUAUUCUAAGGCUCCGGGGGAGUGAGUGAAUGCAUACCGGCCUCUGUGUGAUCUGCCCCCUGUUCCGUGGGCCCAGGCAGGAGGUGAGUUCUGUGAUUUGGCAUUGAGUAAGGAUGGGACUUCUUCCUGCUCUGCGGGACUGGUGCGUUUAAAGGAAGAGAACUGUCCUUUUUCUGGAUGGGCAGUGCUGGAAAAUAGCUGACAUCAGAUUUCUUAAAGUCUCUUCUUAACAGUGAUUUUUUUGUGACUUCGUUUUGCAUGAUUGGCUCAAAUGUGUGUGUGGGGGGGAUACUAUUUGCUCUGUUUCCUGGCCCUUUGUUAAACUCUAAGGUGCUGUUUCAAGAAGACAAUGACUCUCCCUUUUUUCAGCUCACAGUUAAAGCAUGGACUGUAAAAGGGGCUGUAGUAAGCUUAGAACCUGGCCAGUCUGGUUCGGGAUUAGAUCACUUCCAUCUGAGUACUACGGCCAAGUUGACUUUGUUUUCACAGUUUGUUUUCUUGAGACUGGAUUUAUAACCAGAAAACCAAAAUCUUUAACCUAUUGGUUGCAAAUUACACAGAUAAAAGCAAAUGCAGGCUAUGCAGCUAGCAAGGUGAAGUGCAAUGAAGAAGAUCCAUCCGGUUCUGGGAAGGACAAGAGAGCACAGAGGCCCCACCAAUGCUGCAGUCCCUUGACAGACCUUUCUGGGGCCUCAGCCCAGGGGAAGUCUCUUCAGAAAUGUGACAGGGAGUCCAGGCUUGUUUGCAACGCCACCAAGAUCGAGGUGUUGUCCCUCAGUGACCAAACAGAGCAAGCUGUAUGUAUUGCACAAAUUAAGUUUGUUUUUGAGACGUUUCUCUUGAGUUACGCCUGAUGAACAUGUUCUCUGUCCUGGUGAGACCAUGAGGCGAGGGGAGUCACUGACUGCUGCUACAGCUUCGGCGAGACCAGCGCUGACAGGAGCGUGUCCGCGUUAGUCCUGCAGACACCUGGGUAGAGCACUGCCUUACCUGAGUACCGGCUCACCAGGAGACGCAUCCUGGUGGUGACCAAGGGUCUGUCAGGUACCCUCCUUUAGACGUCUGACGCUAGGCUGCCAAAGCUCCAGGCAGACCGGCCAGUACUGCAGUGCCCUGGGGCUCCCGUGUGCGACGUGGGGACGUUCAGAUUGGGAUGAUGGAGCUGCACGAUGUGCAACUAACUGUUCUUCAUAAAAAUCCCAUCCCACCAUGCUGUAACAACUGACUCUAGGUUCUGAAAACCAGCUCCAGCUUCUGUAAAUCCAAGACCAUGACUGUGGUAUGCUGCCUUCCAGAAGCUAAAUGGAACCACCAAGGAGUUUGCCAAAGAUUUGCCCCCUGCGGCUGCCUGACUGCUCCUUACAGCCAGAAAAAUAACCAAAGUUCUCAAAUGCUGCCAUUUCACUCUGCAAACGGAAAGGCUUUGGAAGAUCCUGGUUGCAAGCUAUGCGAGGGUUGGACCUGCUCUGAGUAUUGGCAUUUUUGUGUUUACAGCGUGUCUGCAAUUCAACUGGACCUCUGUGGAAUGUGUUCCUGAAGUUUUUAUGGGAGAAAUGUUAAAUGGCCAAGUGAACCUGCCUCCUUUUUUUUUUUUUACAGAGGUUCGGUACUAAUCAAUGUGACUGACUCUUGUUCUGUUACCUUUUCAGAUUUAUCCCAGUAGAUGGUGUCUGACAAGUCCAGCACGUUACAAUAUCAGCAGAGAGAAAAAAGUAACAUCUCCAUUCUUUUAGUUCAUCACUUUCAGCCAUGUAUAAUUAUAGUUUAAUUCAGAACUUUAUUUUUUCAUUAAAACUGUUUUAAUGAACCGUGCUUUUUUUAAAAUGUGGAACAAAUGAACAAUGUCCUUGUUUUAUUCUGGA